Messenger RNA from Phyllostomus hastatus (greater spear-nosed bat), 591 nucleotides. It is a transcript of the gene RNASE11, whose product is annotated as ribonuclease A family member 11 (inactive). The record is from RefSeq and is a predicted model, not a curated record. The coding region runs from base 1 to 591 and encodes 196 amino acids. The transcript has a single exon. Gene Ontology annotation, molecular function: nucleic acid binding. NCBI's taxonomy places the organism in Eukaryota, Metazoa, Chordata, Mammalia, Chiroptera, Phyllostomidae.
AUGGAGGUCUCUCUGCUGCUACUCAGCCUGGGCUUGAUUCUUGUAGGAUCUUCAGGAAACAAAAUGGAGACAAUUAAAAAAGAAUUCUCAGAGGAAGAAAUGCAAGGUGACUUGGCAGACAGUUACCAAGAAAAACAGACCAUCGAGGUAUUCAUGAAUUCAACUCUGUCGGCUACAAAAACGUCCAGCUUUAGCACGUCCAAGGAUGUUAUAUCACUGACAUUCAGGAGAUUACAUUAUAGCUUCCCCAAGGGGAACAACCCAGGUGAUAACAAAGAGAAUUACAAUGACAUGGUGAUCUGGAGAAAAGUUUCACAAGCGAAUGGGUCAUGCAGGUUGAGCAAUAACUUUAUUCUUGGCUUCAUGGAAGUGACUGGUGGUAUACCCAAGACCUCCAGCUAUAAGUGUGGGCAGGAUCUUGGCAUAGGCUGCUCUGAGAGCCCAGAACUGGAGACCACUAUGGGCCAGCUCACUAUAGGCAAACCAUUCCCCAGGCGGCAAUACCACAGUGUUACCUCAUUAAAGAAAAUAUUGGCAGUGCUAACAGGUAAUUCUCUGAUGAGCUGGUUAGUUAGUGGCUCUAAAUUGUAA